AUGGUGAGCACAAUUAGUGGAGCGGAGCUCUGGAUUUUUCUAUUCACAGCGAAGGCCAACCUCAGCGGCUAUGGCGAUCGCCUCGUCCUGGCCAUCGCCACCCCCGUACCCGCACCCGUAGCCGUCUGCCGGCGCCAGCCAGGCACCAACGGCGAAUGCGCCCAGGCCGCCGACUGCCGCAACGUGAUCCGCGACGCGGUCACCUACACCGAGCACGCGCGCCGCAAGACCGUCACCGCCAUGGACGUUGUCUACGCGCUCAAGCGCCAGGGCCGCACGCUGUACGGCUUUGGCGGCUAA
Messenger RNA from Emiliania huxleyi CCMP1516, 300 nucleotides. RefSeq lists its product as hypothetical. Gene Ontology annotation, biological process: nucleosome assembly. Gene Ontology annotation, molecular function: DNA binding; protein heterodimerization activity; structural constituent of chromatin. NCBI's taxonomy places the organism in Eukaryota, Haptophyta, Isochrysidales, Noelaerhabdaceae. The coding region runs from base 1 to 300 and encodes 99 amino acids. The transcript is spliced from 3 exons. The record is from RefSeq and is a predicted model, not a curated record.